AUGUCGCUUAGCAGUUUCAUAAUCGUCUCUAUAGAAGCGGCCGUGGCCAUUCUGGUUGGGUAUCUACUGGUUAACGAGUUCAUCCGCUGGAACCGACGCAUCAAAGGCCUGCCAGGACCCCAAGGGCUGCCGGUCAUCGGCAACUUACGCCAGGUCACUCAAUCGUUCUCGGCCGAGCAAUAUCGCCAAUGGUCAGCGGAAUACGGACCCGUAUAUCAAGUUCAACUUGGUAAUAUUCCUGUUGUGAUCGUUAACACGGCCGAAUCAGCGAAGUCGCUCUUUCUGAAUCAAAGCUCGGCUUUGAUUUCACGCCCUCUUUUUCAUGUCCUCCAUAAGACGGUGAGUAAGAGCGUCGCCAGUAUCGGGACUAGUCCGUGGGAUGAGAGCUGUAAGUUCCGGCGCAAGUUGGCCGCUGGAGCGUUGAAUCGUCCGAAGGUUCAGUCAUAUGAGCCAAUCAUUAUACUGGAAACUAGGGAAUUUAUUCAAGAGCUACUGCACGCAUCACGCGAGAAUGCCGAGGUGGAAUUUCACUCGACGAUACAUCGCCUGUCCCUCAAUUUGGUGCUGACAUUGAAUUAUGGCACACGAGUCUCGAGCACAAAAGAUCUUCAAGAAGAUUCUCUCUAUGCGGAAAUUGUCGCUGUCGAGACCGAGAUCUCGCGAUACAGGUCAACAUCCAAGAAUCUCACCAAUUACAUCCCCCUUCUUCGACUGCUUGAGCCGAUUUUAUGGAGAACGGCUGCUGCAUACUCGGCACAGAUUGGUCAACGUCGGAUCGCGUAUAACGAUCAAUUGCUGAAUCGGUUGAAAGAAGCCGUGAACAAUGUUACCGAUAAACCCUGCAUUCAGGGGAAUGUGUUGCGAGAUCCGGAAGCUGUUGGGCUCUCGAGUAAGGAGCUGCUGAGUAUUAGUUUGAGUAUGAUGGCGGGUGCAGAUAGCACGCAGCCUACCAUCGCGUGGGCGAUCCUUUUCUUGGCACAUAACCAAGACAUUCAACAACGCGCAUUUGAUGAACUCCAAAAAGCUGAAGCCCUCAUUGGAGGGCACGUUGAGACACAGGAAGUCGAAUAUAUCCAUGCUUUGACUAAAGAGUUGAUGCGCUUCUACACGGUCUUGCCACUCGCUAUGCCCAGGGAAACGACAGAGUCGGUACAUUUCGAAGGAAGUACAAUUCCAGCCGGAACUAUGGUGUUUCUGAACGCAUGGGGAUGCAAUCGAGAUGGCGACGCAUUUGCCCACCCCUGGAUUUUCAAACCGGAACGAUGGCUCGACAAUGCCGAAAAACAUACACACCAGUUCGCUUUCGGCUAUGGAUCACGGAUGUGCAUAGCCUCGCAUCUAGCAUUUAGAUUGGUCUAUACAGCUGUGUUUCAUUUGAUUGCUACGUUCGAGAUCUAUCCUGUGGAUGGACAAGGUAAAGACGCUGCUGAUCCGAUUAGAGGCAUUAAGGAUCCUACUUCCAUUACAGCUGUUCCAAAGGCAGGAAAGGCUAGAAUGGUCGCAAGAGAGUGGAUAAAGUGA
This is a messenger RNA of Aspergillus melleus, 1521 nucleotides long. RefSeq lists its product as uncharacterized. Gene Ontology annotation, molecular function: oxidoreductase activity, acting on paired donors, with incorporation or reduction of molecular oxygen; monooxygenase activity; heme binding. The transcript is spliced from 6 exons. Lineage: Eukaryota; Fungi; Ascomycota; Eurotiomycetes; Eurotiales; Aspergillaceae. The record is from RefSeq and is a predicted model, not a curated record. Bases 1 to 1521 code for a protein of 506 amino acids.